Molecule: messenger RNA, 3832 nt
Organism: Pocillopora verrucosa
Lineage: Eukaryota; Metazoa; Cnidaria; Anthozoa; Scleractinia; Pocilloporidae
Source: RefSeq, a predicted model, not a curated record
GCAAUCGAGUGAGAUGACAAUACAAGAGCCUUGUGGGGCCCGAAAAAUAUUACUCAGUACAUCUGUGACCGCCAGACAGACAGAAAAGAAUGAGGCUUCAAUCGAUAGCAAGCUUGCUAGUUCUCCGCAACAAGAAGGCGUUUUUUGUCAUUGUGGUCGUUGUUGCAACAGUCGUUUAUCUUGGCACUGUGAGGGAUUUCUUCCGAAUGGAACAGUACACAGCAGUAACUCCUAAAGAAGACAUACAGAUACAGGGGGAAAAUCUCUUUUUGGAUCGCAUUAUGAGCCAGCGGCGUGAAGACGAGACCUUUUUCGGGGAUGUAACAACCAGACGAAAUUCGAUAGCUGGCAUUUCUGAUGUACUGCACAUCGAAACACCAGGAGAAGAAGUAUUUCAUGCCAUGAAAACGGGCAAAAGUAGAAUGCCUCAGGGAAGGAGAAACAAAAAUAUCACGCUAUUACCAAGUGAUGAUGAUGAUGAUGAUGAUGAUGAUGAAGGUGGCGACAGCAAUGCUAAUGAUGACGAAGAUGAUAAUGACCAUGAAGGUGACGACGGUGACGACAAUGAUAUGGACCAUGACGACAAACUGGAUCACUCUGAGAACAUCGAUGAACACAAUGAUGAUGAUGAUGAUGAUGAUGAUGAACGUCAUAGUGAUGAUAUCCAUAAAAAUAAGGAUCGCAAUGGAAAGGAAGGUGACGACGAUGACGACAAUGAGGAGGAUGGCAAAGAUAAGGAAGGUGACACUUGGAAUGAUUUGUCCAUCAGUAGCCGCUAUAAAGGAUCAUUUCCAUUAUCAAAAGAGAGAAUGACGGAUACCCCAGGUAAUUCUAAGCACGACUUGGUCAAUUCUAUACAGCCCACAUCACAAAAAAAGAAGAAUGCAAGAUUUUCUCCUUCGACAAUUGCAAUUUUAAAGGGUUUGUCAUCGAAAGUUAUCCUUAAAGAGAAUCAGCAACCUUUAAUCCCAAAAGAGCUGAACAGUGUUGUCAGUGAGAAAAACUUACUUUUUCAAAAAUCAAAAAAGAUAUUAAAUCUAAGUGAUUCUGAUAAUUUCAGUCAACCGCCAGUUAAUCUGCUGGUAUCUCAAGGCUUCAGGAAUAACGGAAACCGGAGAUCCUCUACAUUUCAUUUAAACAAACCAAUUCCACCACCUAUUGGAUUUUCACCGGCUCCCAGCCUUUCGAUAACAAAAUCACCAUCGCUAUUUUUUAAUGACAAAUCGGUUACACCUAAACAUUACAAUAGAACAUCAGUUUGUCCACUCCUGCAAGUACGAAAACUUAGAAUGUUGCCUGAGAAUGUCCACUGUGUUCCACGAAACCGUUCCUUUCGGAGUUGUUUGAAGGCAUUUCAAGACUAUGAUCUUGGAGGCAAACCUCUAACCUGCGGAAACAGUCCACCAGAGGAGCCGAUGUGUUUGAUCAAUAUUAUCAGGCAAUUUCCUAACUUAAGGAUACCAGUUGUUGCGUGUAAUACAUCAUUGUGCGGAACAAAUCCUGUGUACGUCCUAGAGUACAGUCCUAUUUAUGGAAUCCUCGAGGAACGCCAUCUGUGGAAACGCUUUUUCACUUCACGGGGGCUUGAAAAGUACCUCGAGAGAUACAUAAACACAAAUUACACCCUCAACUUUAAUUUUUGCCUUCUCCUUUGUGUUCGCAAAGGUAGGACAGGUUUCAUCGAACAGUUGAUGACAUUUCCCAUAGCGCAAAAAACUACUAGUAGUAGAGUAAGCGAUGAGGCGAAGUUCAACCUUAACAUUUUGGUGCUUGAUUCUGUGUCACGACCGCAUUUCUACCGAACACUUCCAAAAACGGUCACGUCCCUGAGAGAAAUAGAUCAUUUAGAAUCGUACAACGCUACUGUAAUGGAUUUUGAGUUACUACAUAGCUUAGCUUCAUAUACUUUCCCCAAUAUCAGGGCUUUAAUGUCUGGUAGGAUAGACUUGAGUGCUUUUGGAAGGCAUGAAAAUGAGACUUAUGGUAUAGAGGUUCUAUUUGGAAAAUUCAAACAGCUUGGUUAUUACACAUUGCUUCAAGAAGACAGCUGUUGGUAUGAUUCGUGGGGUUCGCUGUUUACAGACAAUGUAUAUCAGGGUAAAAUGCCACGAUACAAACACGAGUUUGCCAACCGUUGGAAAAGGUUUCUUGAAAAGGUCAAGAAUUACAAUAUAGACGAUUUUGGUUUAUCGCAUGCUUCCUGUGAAAUUUUCAAGCGCCAUAAAACAACCAAUCAAUUUAACCAUCCGAAGAAAGUGUGCUUCGAUGGAAAACCUUUCGCGGAAUACUUUCUUGAUUAUAACGAGAAGAUUUACAACAAUGUGCUAAAGAUAGGGAAAAAAACCAGACUUCUAUCAUACACACAUCUUAACACGGGACACGAAAUAACUGGAUCUCGCAUACGACAAAUCGACAAAAGACUUUCACAAUACAUUAAAAACAUGGCUAAAAUGGAAGACACGUUGACUAUUGUGCUUUCAGAUCACGGUCCAAAAACAACUAAAUAUUCAUUUCACACAAGGGAAGGAAGAACCGAAAAAUACGAUCCAUUAUUUUUUAUUGUAAUUCCAGACAAAGUGGCAGCAAUCCUAGGUCGACGAACACUCCACGCCCUAGAGCAGAAUCAAAACCGUAUCAUCAAUACUCUGGAUAUUCACAAUGGUCUUAUGUCUUUAGGGAAAGCAACAAACUCGUCUAGUAUAAAAGACAAAGGCAUAUUUGAUUUAAUUCCUGCCAAUCGCACGUGCGCAGAUUUACCGAGGAAACCUCUGGCGGUUUGCAAGUGCCAAGGCUGGGAAACAAAUUUUCCAGAUAACGAUAAACGAUUUACCUGGCUAGCAGAAUUUGCCCUUGGAACUAUAAACAACCAAAUUCAAGAGCAGUUUCUGAGGGGCGACAAGCAGGCUGGAGGUUAUGGAAAUUGCCAACGCUUGGUUGGAGAGAGCUUUACCAAGAUUCGGCGUCGCUCCCAGGGAAAACAUUACGUCACAACCAUGGAUAUUAUCGUAACACCGGGACAGGAGAUUUUCGAGGUGCAAAUCAAAUAUCCUCGGGUGUUAAAGAACCAAAACUCCUUUGCAAAACUUAUAGUUCACGAGCGUGUCACUAUUUACAGACAUUUUCGAAAAUGCGUGGACACCACAGUUAGUUUAGGAUUGUGUGUUUGUGAUAGUAAAAAACAUCCUAAGCAAAAAACAAAGCAAAGAUGGAUAAAGAUUAAAAACAGAGAGGAUGUCUUGAACAUCAUUUCACGAUCCAACAGCUUUGGAUCACAAACUAGGAUAAAAGAUAUCCAUCAAAGCUGUCUUCUUCUUUUUUAUAGGAACCGUAGGAGAAGGAGCACUAGUUUUGAAAUUUCAAAUACUUGCAACGACAGAACGUAUAAAGUCACUAUUUCUUUAAUAGAAGUUGAUACCAAUAGAGUUUUCGUUUCGCGAAAAGUACCAUUUUCCAUUUUUUUGCCUCGAAGGACAAUUCACUUUCUUUUAGCAAUUAGACGUUUAGGGAAUACAUCCCAUAAUUUUAGGCUGAGAGUAAAGCAUGCAGUGCAAUUUUCCAGGAAUAGAUAGGGUGUGUACUUUUUUGAAUUCGCGUCUUUGCGUGCCAGAUCAUACACGUGACUGUGUGUUUUUGUUUUGUUUCAUCUCUCAUUUGCUGUUCCUGAUGGAUGCUUUUUUAACAAGGGAUAUGAAUGAUAUUGAUUUAUUUGACCUGUGCUAGAUAGUGGAUUACAAAAAAUGAUAGUCUAGUAUGAGAGGAUGUGUUUCUGGAUUGGUUGAUUAGCGUAACAGAUAUUUUUUAUAUCUCCAAUCUUCAAAGAAACUGAAAAAUU